Molecule: messenger RNA, 9242 nt
Organism: Entelurus aequoreus (snake pipefish)
Lineage: Eukaryota; Metazoa; Chordata; Actinopteri; Syngnathiformes; Syngnathidae
Product: gonadotropin-releasing hormone II receptor-like
Biological process (GO): G protein-coupled receptor signaling pathway
Cellular component (GO): membrane
Molecular function (GO): gonadotropin-releasing hormone receptor activity; peptide binding
Source: RefSeq, a predicted model, not a curated record
UCCUUCUCGUAUUAGCGAGGAGGAGACUGCGCGCGAGCCUGCAGGCGCGCUGACGAGGCUCACCAUGGAGGAGAGGAUAAAACCAUCAAAUCAUAAAAACAUCCAACUCAUCGUCGCGAUGGAGGAUUUAUGAGGAUUAUCGCGAGACUACCGAAAGAUAAGACAAAAGUGAUGCUUCAGAUGCCUUAAAGGUUUCCACUUGACCAACUCACAAGUCCAAGAUGACGACAGAGUCCACUCUUAACCUUUCGUUGUGGGUUUCCACCGGUGGGUAUCAUCCACACAACACUUCCAUCUUCUCCGCGUUCAACCCUACCUCGCCAUCAUGGGAAGCCCCCGCCUUCACCGUCGCCGCCUCGUGCCGCGUCGCGGCCACCUUGGUGCUUUUCGUCUUCGCGGCCAUCAGCAACCUGUCGGUCCUGAUCAGCGUGUGCUGGGGGCGGGGCUAUCGCCUGGCGGCCCACCUGCGCCCGCUCAGCAGCUUGGCUUCGGCGGAUCUGGUGAUGACAUUUGUGGUCAUGCCGCUGGACGCCAUUUGGAAUAUGACGGUGCAGUGGUACGCCGGGAACAUCAUGUGUAAGCUGCUGUGUUUCCUCAAGCUCUUCGCCAUGCAUUCGGCUGCGUUCAUACUCGUCGUGGUCAGCCUGGAUCGAUACCGCGCCAUUCUUCAUCCUCUGGAUUCCCUUGAUGCUGUGAGGAACAAACGCAUGCUGCUGGUGGCCUGGACUCUCAGUCUGCUGCUGGCAUCCCCGCAGCUCUUCAUCUUUCGGGCCGUCAAGGCAGACGGAGCCGACUUCACUCAAUGUGCGACCCACGGAAGCUUCCAGCAGCGCUGGCAGGAGACGGCAUACAACAUGUUUCAUUUUGUGACUCUGUAUGUCUUUCCUCUGCUUGUCAUGAUCUUCUGCUACACACGCAUCCUCACCAAGAUCACUGGCCAGAUGCACAAAAGCAAAGAUGGCGACCGAUGCCUGAGACGCAGCGGGAAAGACAAGAUUCCCAAAGCGCGCAUGAAGACCCUCAAGAUGACCAUAGUGAUCGUUAGCUCCUUCGUCAUCUGUUGGACCCCCUACUACAUACUAGGGAUCUGGUACUGGUUCCAACCAAGCAUUAUCCAGCACACCCCAGAGUAUGUUCACCACAUACUGUUUGUCUUUGGCAACCUGAACACCUGCUGCGACCCCAUCAUCUACGGGUUCUACACCACCUCUUUCCGGGCUGACCUGGCCGACGUGGUUGCUUACUGUUGCCACGGCCGCCGCAUCAACAACACCUCACCGCGCUCCGUGGAUCGCCUGUCCACCCGAAGUGCCGGAGCUGCCGGCGAGAUGGAGUCUGAUUUGAGUUCCAACCCACACAGUGGAAACCUGGGAUAAACGUAGGUGGAUUUUCCCAACCCGGGCGCAGAAUACUCAUAAAAAAUACUGUGAGUAUACAAGAUGAUUGAGUAUCUUCAGAGCGGUUUGAGCAAAGACCUCCUUUCUUCGCUGUCAAUAACACCAAGUCCCUAAUCACCUCUUAGAUGAGAUCAAGUGAAUAUGCUGCAAUGUUUAUACUCAACUUCAAAUGAAUGUAGACUAUGUCAACCAAAGUCUCGGAACACCUUGUCCUUACAUGGACACUCACUGAAAUACUUUUGGAAGGUGUCUAGGGUUCAUGCUUCUAGAGGAACACGAGUGAUGUCUCAAAAAUACUGUGAGGGUGAUUCUCUCCAUCUGUUAGCCCAAAUGUUUAUAAAGAUGGAUGUCAGGGUUUUGUGGAAGUACUUCCACACUAAAGUCUAACACCUGAUCCGAACUCCCAACCCUCUAACGUUAACCCUAACCUCUAGAUCAGGGGUGUCAAACUCAAAUACAGAGUGGGCCAAAAUUUAAAACUGAACAAAGCCGCGGGCCAAGGUUGAACAAAUGAACCUUUUAAUAGGGACCCAAACAAGUUUUGCAUUGAAUAUUGAACAAGCAAGGCUUAUAUAACUUUAUAGUGACAUGCAAAAUCGAGUUUUGAAUAAUAAUAAUAAUAAUAAUAAUUAAAAAAUAUCAAUGGCAUAUCAAAUACAAUUUAAAUAAAAAUGGAAUGCCUCUUUUGUAUUUGCAGCCUUCUGAGGUAAAUAUCAACAUUAACUUUUUCCACAGGCUAAUACAUUUUAAAAUAAAAUAACAAUGAAUAAACCAACCAUUCAGGACCACACUCUCACACACACACACACACACACACACACACACACACACACACACACACACACACACACACACACACACACACACACACACACACACACACACACACACACACACACCUUGUAGCGUCCCGGAAGAGUUAGUGCUGCAAAGGAUUCUGGGUAUUUGUUCUGUUGUGUUUCUGUUCUGUUACGGUGCGGAUGUUCUCUCGAAAUGUGUUUGUCAUUCUUGUUUGGUGUGGGUUCACAGUGUGGCGUAUAUUUCUAACAGUGUUAAAGUUGUUUAUACGGACACUCUCAGUGUAACCUGUAUCGCUGUUGAUCAAGUAUGCGUUGCAUUCACUUGUGUGUGUGUGCGCGCAGAAGCCGCACAUAUUAUGUGACUGGGCCAGCACUCGUUGGACUGGAUGAAAAGCGGUCGUGACGAUUUUCGGGAGGGGCACUGAAAUUUGGGAGUCUCCCGGGAGGGUUGGCAAGUAUGAGAAUUAGCGGUAAAUGCGGUGUAACCGCGGCACCGCCUCUGUAUAUAAUCGGCGGGCCAGCUCUAGUGUUAAUUUGAUAUCGCCUCAAGGGCCAAGUGAAAUUACAAGGCGGGCCAAUUUUGGCCCGCGGGCCAGAGUUUGACACCCAUGCUCUAGAUCCUAAUCCUAACGCACAUUCUAGGAUUCCAAUAUCGAUCAUCAGUUUAUGUAUCGAUCCCUUCCAGUCUGCCGACAGCUGUUAUAUUAUCUCCUCUCUGGACUGUCAUUAAUCUACUUGUGAAUUUCCUGUCGAUGGCUGCUUACUCGCCGCUGUAACACGGUUAGCACACGGUUCUUCCCUUCUGAAACUUUACCAAGCAUUUAUUCCUAGUGUUGUUUCAAGCUAGUUUAGCGGCUAAACAAAGGGGCGUUCACACAUUUGGAUGUCUGUUCAGCAAUUGGCCCUGCUCCCCCGAAGAACGUCUUAGGGUUGCAACCGUUAGUGUCGGCAAUGAAAUUUGUCGACAAUAAUCGUGACAUCGUCACUCGGAAGUGGGUACGCACCGCCACCCGCAAAAACAUCGCCAGUGAUAACGUGUACAGCAGGGGUGUCAAAGUCAUUUUAGAUCGGGGGCCACAUGGAGAAAAAUCUACACCGGACUGGUAAAAUCACUGCAUGAUAACUUAAAUAUAAAUACAACUUCAGAUUGUUUUCUUUGUUUAAAAAUAGAACGAGCACAUUCUGAAAAUGUAGAAAUCAUAAUGUUGUUGGUUUUUUUUUACACUUACAUGUUACGGUUAAUAGUGUUCUAUCUUUUUUUGUCGUUAUUUGUACUUUCUGAAUAAAUUAUGUGAUAAUGUUCAUCAGUCAACUCAUUGGUGUUAAUUUUCAAUCUAUCACAAUAAAAAGAAUAAUAUCAAAAUAAAAUUACAGGAUGUUAUUUAUGUAGUUUACUCAUUUUCCUCGAAUGGUGCACUAACAUCAUGUGGUUUAUUUUUAAUUUUUUUUACAUAUGUAGCAUAAUCUACAAAGAUACAAACUAUUGCUAUUGUGACAUCUAGUGGACACAUUUAGAACAGCAGUUUCUUUCAUUCAAAAAUUUCGGCUCAUUUUUAUACCUGGCAAACUCAUCCCGCAGGCCGGUUAAAACCUGUUCAGGCCCGCGGGCCGUAUGUUUGACACCACUGGUGUAACGUGUGACAAUAUUUCAUCUUAUUCUUGUUAAAAACAUGAAUACCUUGCUCAUUUUGUCAAACAGACCUUGUUUUUAUGGCAGUACAUCUGUGAUACGCCAGCAUUUAAAGCGGAGACAUGAUGUCAGACAUUUGGAGGGAGGAUGGGGACUCAGCCUCGGUAAGUGUACUGUUAGCUUCUGCCUUGCUAGCUAGCUAAGAGUGAGACGAAGUUGUGUGAAAAAUAACUUUAACUAUCAUUUUAGCCAAAGUCAGCCAGCUAAACUUUGUCUACAUCAAUGCAAGUACAUUUUUAAACAGCGUCAAUUUACAAUGCCGUAAAACAAGGCACAAUAAAAAGAGAGACAGACAGGCACCAAUGCGGAUGUAUUAAACAUGCAAUCUAUGAAAUAGCCAUCAUUUUAAGAAUUAAUCAAAUAUAAAAUUCUACACAUUGAGUCUAUUAGAGUGCUAAAACUGUCAAUAGUUAAUCAGUAGUCAAUACACCAUUGUGCAGCUUUUUAAACAUCACACAAUGCUUCUUUUCUUUUUGAGGAAGUUAGAUUUUGUGUUUUGUUUUGUUUUCAUUGCUGCUAUUUUAACGGUUCUGCCCUCACUAUAUAGGUUAUACAGCUUGGCAGACAGCUAACAAACAAUCCAAGACGUCUAAUAAAGUUCCAAAGCAGAUGAAUCCAUUUAGGCUCUUUAUUGUUGUUGAUCUUGCUUUGUCUUUUUCCUAUCUUUACUUUUGUCUUGCACUGGACUUUUAUUUAUGUAAAACUGAAAUACACACAAUGACAACUGUAUAAGCUAUGUGAUUCAAAUAACAUACUGAAAUGUAAUACACAAUAUGUAAAUAUUAGCUUCACACAAAUAUACAGUACUAUCAUCAAACAAACACUGCUGAGUGUUGAAACUAUUUUGAUGGUGGAAAUAUACGACGGGCAGCCAUUUUAAGUCCUCAAAACAUCCAUUAAAACAGUGCACAAAAAUAGUUUUUCAAAAAACAUCUUACUAUCAAAUUUAACCACUUUCCACCUUAAUAUUGAGUUACAUAAACAAGUUAAACAGUUUACUUACAGCAGGGGUGUCCAAACUUUUUCCACUGAGGGCCGCACACAGAAAAAUUAAAGCCUGCGGGGGCCAUUUUGAUAGUUUUCAUUUUUAAAUCAUAAAAAAAUAUAUGGAUUUUGGGGGGUUUUUCCCUUUAGGGCUCCCGGGACCAUAAAGGGUUUAAGUCAUUAAAAUGUUAAAAACAAGUCAAAUUAUUAUUAUUUUUAUUAUUAUUUAACGCUUACAGUAAAUCUUUACAGUAUAUCAACUUCAGGUUGAUAUCAAAUUUAAAAAACCAAAAAGGUUUUAUGCCUUUUUUGUCAAGACAACUUUGUUUUUUAUAAUAAAACUGAAAUAUGCAGUAUUUUCCCCACUGCCCAAAACAUUCAGAAAGCAAUGUUUGAUGUGAAGUAAUUAGAGCCCUAAAAACAUCAAUAAUGCAAGACACCAUUGGUAUUAAUUCAUUGUUAUUUUUGAGUAAUCACAGUAAAAAGAUAAAUAAAAUCCCUUUAAAUAUAUUUAAGAUACAAAAGGUGCCCCACUCAUAAAGUGAUACAUUUGUAUUCAACACUUAAGUUACGAGAUCAACUUCAGAUAUAUCUGUCAAUUUUACGUUUAAACUAUUAUUUUGUUGGUUUUAUGCUCUUUUGUCAAAGAAAACGUUGAUGUUUUUGUAUGGCAACCACACAAUAUAUGCAAUAUUUUACACAUAAAACAUUUUAAAGUGAAAUAUUUAAAAUAAUUGGAGCCUUGAAUAGGUCAAUAAUUCAUUAUAACAUUGAUUUUUUAUUUAUUUUAAGCAAUGGCAAAAAAAAGAAAAAUAAAGAUAGACAAAAGAAAAAAAGCAGCCUGCAUGGCAGCUUUGUGUCAACAUUACAACUUUUUCUAGUUCGAUUUCACCUCAUUCCACUUUUUGUAAUAUUAAUUUUUUUAUUUGUGCAAUAGCAAUUCCAGAAUGUGUGGCGGGCCGGUAAACAAUUAGCUGCGGGCCGCAAAUGGCCCCCGGGCCGCACUUUGGACACCCCUGACUUACAGACUUAUCUUUUCCAAGGCUUGUAAGAGCUAACACAAUUUGUCUACUUCUCAAUUGUCUCAUGAACUGAACUGACAUCGUCAACCCGGAAGUGCCCAAACUAAUGAAGCGUAGUAUUUUCAUAUCGCCACAAUAUGUCAGUAAGAGUCUACAAUCAAAUGGGCAUAACAUUAUCUGUUUUUUAAAAACAUAAACAAGGUUGUUUUUUUUGGUUUUUUUUUGCAAUUUGCUUUUCCUUUCUUGUUAAUGGACAACAUUUUAAUAAUCAUUUACAUUUUUGUAACAGCUGAACGAGCAGCGCAGUUACGGGAAAAAUAAAUAUUUAUGAAUGACUAGUCAUCUUUGUUGUUAGUAAGCAAAUGCAUAAAAUAACUUCAGCUGCAUUUAAAAGUCGAUGGAAAAAUUAGAGCCAUUAAAUAUGUGUUCGCUAAGAUCGUUAAGAUUGUCGUUGACUAAUUGACUAUGAAAAUAAUCGUUAGUUGCAGCCCUAGACCGUAUUAGCAAUGAGCACAAAACCUGGUUAUCCAUCACUCAUCGUCAUGAAACCUGUGAACACAUUUUUUUUUGCUACAGCCUUGGCGGUCCGAAAUUAGCCCUGUUCCAAACGUCGUGUAAUUAAUGGCAGCCUCCGUAUUUGCGCUGCAAGUGCCAUGAUAAUUCUGUGUUAACACCGCCAUAUUCCGACGGUCACAUUUUCCUCCUGGACAUUUACGACAUGAACACGUUAACCACACGGAGGUGGCGGAGUUCAAUGCAGAAGCCUCAGGGGCUCAUCAAGGAGCUACAUGGAGGCACUGCGGUUGAUGCGGAGCAGAGGGUGGAGGACUCCGCGCCACUCUGCGUCGGUGCCGUGUUCAAAACAUGUUGAAAAAGGCUUCCCGCCAUCAUUGGGACACCUUUCACGGUGGUUUGACAAAUGCCAUUAACCGUCAUCCAAUAUGUGAACGCCCCUUUAGUGAUUAGCAUGCCUGCUCCUGGCUUGCUCCCUCAGUGUGUAACAUGUUUAGCCUCGUCCUCCUGUGUAAUGAUACUUUAGAUAUUACGAAAUAUAGUUUAUUUUCCGCAAUGUAGGUGAUCGAUGAUUAUCAACUUAGGGAAACGGCUCCACAUAGUGUUGAAACGUACACAGAUAGCUGCUAGCCGCCUGUCAGCAGGGGGACUAAAAAUAUAUCAAAUGUCAGCCAGAGGGGGAUCAGCUUUUUGGAUCGGCAUUGAAAGGCUUUUUCACGACAAUUGACCAAUAUUUAUUGGUGGUCGAUUGAAUGGCAGAUCCUUAGCUCUAGCUCCUAACUGCUCAACGGCCUUGUGGUUAGAGUGUCCACCGUGAGAUCGGUAGGUCGUGAGUUCAAACCCCGGCCAAGUCAUACCAAAGACUAUAAAAAUGGAACCCAUUACCUCCGUGCUUGGCACUCAGCAUUAAGGGUUGGAAUUGUGGGGUUAAAUCCCCAAAAUGAUUCCCGAGCGCGGCCACCGCCGCUGCUCUCUGCUCCCCUCAUCUCCCAGGGGGUGGAACAAGGGAAUGGGUCAAAUGCAGAGGGUAAUUUCACCACACCUAGUGUGUGUGUGACUAUCAGUGGUACUUUAACUUUUAAUUCUCUAACUCUAAUCCAGUGGUUCUUAACCUUGUUGGAGGUAUCGAACCCCACCAGUUUCAUAUGCACAUUUUAUUUUUCUUUAGUGAAAAAUAUUUUUUUUUUUUUUUUUUUUUUCAAAUUCAAGACAAAGUUAUGUUUUUGGUACACUUUAGUAUGGGGAACAUAUUCUAAGUAACAAAGACUUAAUUUAGAAUUUUUUGGACACUAGGGGAACAUAUUCUAAGUAACAAAGACUUAAUUUAGAGUUAUUUGGUUAGGGUUAGGGUUAUAAUAAGGCCAUGCCGAAUAAGGCAUUAAUAAGUACUUAAUGAUGACUAGUUAAGAGCCAAUAUGUUACUAAUUUGCAUGUUAAUAAGCAACUAAUUAAUGGUGAAUAUGUUCCCCAUACUAAAGUGUUACCAUGUUUUUUUACUUGUGCACAAAAUGAACCGUGCAUGAACAUCACCUUGUUCAAAGAACAAAACCAACACAGUGCAUAAACUCACAACAAAUUACACACCUGCAAAUCAGUCAGACUUCUGCUGUUGCCAUAUCCGUAAUACGCCGAUACGGAGAAGUUUUUAUUUACACGAUGAGUCGGGUGUGUUUUGACCUCCGCCGAACCCCUGAGCCCGACUCACCGAACCCCCAGGGUUCGAUCGAACCCAGGUUAAGAACCACUGCUCUAAUCUAAACCCUGUUCCUCUAUAUACCAAGCCCCUAACCCCAGCCCCAACUCUAACCUUAUCCCAGAGCCCUAAUUUAACCCUCAACAAUACCCUAUACAAAUUACCCUAAUCCCGAACUUUGACCCGCUAACCCACACCAAUAAACUCCACCAUACAUACCCAUGCACAAUAAUGCAUCAGAAUCUUACCAACAGCAUUGUAGACUACGAGUGUCUUUACAACAAAAAUCUUAAUUUUUUCAUUCAUAUUUUUCACUUUUCUUGAUCAAAUUUAAUUUCAAAUCAAUUUUCUAUAGCGCUUGUUUUCAUUAGCGUUUCGGCUGAGCUGGAGCCUAUCACAGCUGACUUUGGAUGAGAGGCGGAGUACACUUGAACUGGUCACCUGUCAAUCACAGGACUGAUAUAUAGCAACAAGAAUUCAUACUCACAUUCACACCUAUGCAAAACUCGGAGUCUGCAGUUAACAAAAUUUUUUGGUUUUAGAUUGGGGGAAGAAGUUGAAGUUUUUCAGUAUUAGCAGUCGACUCGCUUUUAGUAAAUGGACUUUGGACGCGUCUGAUGUCAACUUUUUAGAUGCAGUGAAAAACCUUGUUUGUAUUUUGUCUUUUAGAAACAUGGUGUCAGGUUAACACUGGGACAGUGUUGACCGCAUAAACGCAUGUUACUGUCAGUAUUGGCUAAAAAGUACUACAAAGUACAUUCUCCUGAUCCAAUCAAGCACAAGGAUGUGAACGUCCUUUACUCUGCUACAAGUUGUCAACAUUACAUACUGACUAAAGUAAUAAGUGAGUAAGCACACGUUCAUAUGUGAGUUGCAUAUGAUUAUGGGACUACAAUGCAGCGAUGCAGAUUCUAUAUACGGUACGUGCAUGGCUGUGAAAAGCUGAGUAGUGAUGUGUGACGUGUAAAGUUAUUCUCCCUGGUAUUAAACAUCCUAUAACCAAGCUGUUAUUACAUGUGCAUAUGCUGUAUAUGACGACUCUGUAGCAAACUAUAUUUCAUCUUCGGAUGUGAAGAAUCAAACAAUAAAAUUGCUAUCAGACUGGUACCAAACAAGAUUGUUGACGUCUGUUUCAAUAAACAU